AUGGCGAAGUCCAGGGGCCGUCUCUACCUUUGGAUGUGCUUGGCUGCAGCGCUGGCGUCUUUCCUUGCAGGAUUUAUGGUGGGCUGGUUUAUUAAACCUCUGAAAGAAACCGCUACUACACUGCGCUAUCAUCAAAGCAUACGGCAGAACCUGGUAUCCGAGAUGAAAGCUGAAAAUAUUAAAUCAUUUCUUCGUUCUUUUACAAAGCUUCCUCAUCUGGCUGGAACAGAACAAAAUUUACUGCUUGCCAAGAAAAUCCAAAGUCAGUGGAAGAAAUUUGGACUGGACUCAGUCCAUUUGGUUCAUUAUGAUGUUCUCUUAUCUUACCCUAAUGAGACAAAUUCCAACUAUGUAUCAGUCAUGGAUGAACAUGGAAUUGAGGUUUUUAAAACAUCAUACUUUGAGCCACCACCAGAUGGAUAUAAGAAUGUUACAAAUAUUGUACCACCAUAUAAUGCUUUCUCAGCCCAAGGCAUGCCAGAGGGAGAUCUUGUAUAUGUAAACUAUGCUCGUACUGAAGAUUUUUUCAAACUAGAAAGAGAAAUGGGCAUCAACUGCACGGGAAAGAUUGCCAUUGCCAGAUACGGGAAAAUCUUCAGAGGAAAUAAAGUUAAAAAUGCCAUGUCAGCAGGAGCCAUAGGAAUCAUUCUGUACUCAGAUCCAGCUGACUACUCUGCCCCUGACGUGCAGCCGUAUCCCAAAGGAUGGAACCUUCCUGGACAUGCAGCUCAGAGAGGGAAUGUGUUAAACUUGAAUGGUGCUGGUGAUCCACUCACUCCAGGCUAUCCAGCAAAAGAAUACACCUUUAGACUUGAUGUUAAAGAAGGAGUGGGAAUGCCCCAAAUCCCUGUACAUCCCAUCGGAUAUAAUGAUGCAGAAGUAUUAUUACGCCAUAUGGGAGGAACAGCUUCACCAGAUGACAGCUGGAAGGGAAGUCUCGCUGUGGAUUACAAUAUCGGGCCUGGCUUCACAGGGCAUGGUUCUUUCAGGAAAGUUAAAAUGCACAUUCAUAACACCAAUAAAAUUACAAGGAUUUACAAUGUAAUUGGAACUCUCCCAGGAUCUGUGGAACCUGACAGGUAUGUUAUUCUUGGAGGCCAUCGGGAUUCUUGGGUGUUUGGAGGUAUUGACCCAACCACUGGGACUGCUGUUUUACAAGAAAUUGUUCAGAGUUUUGGAAAACUGAUGAGUAGAGGCUGGAGACCUAGAAGAACUAUCAUUUUUGCCAGCUGGGAUGCAGAAGAAUUUGGACUUUUGGGUUCCACAGAAUGGGCUGAGGAGAACGCAAAAACACUCCAGGAGAGAAGCAUUGCUUAUAUCAACUCAGAUUCAUCAAUAGAAGGCAAUUAUACUCUCAGAGUUGACUGUACACCCCUUCUUUACCAAUUGGUGUAUAAACUGACAAAAGAGAUCUCUAGCCCAGAUGAUGGUUUUGAGAGUAAAUCUCUUUAUGAGAGCUGGUUGGAAAAGGACCCUUCAUCUGAAAAUAAAAACCUUCCUAGAAUCAACAAGUUGGGAUCUGGAAGUGAUUUCGAAGCUUAUUUUCAGAGACUUGGGAUUGCUUCUGGCAGAGCCCGCUACACCAAGAAUAAGAAAACAGAUAAGUACAGCAGCUACCCAUUAUACCAUACGAUUUAUGAGACAUUUGAAUUGGUAGAAAAUUUUUAUGACCCCACAUUUAAAAAACAGCUUUCUGUGGCUCAGUUACGAGGGGCACUGGUCUAUGAGCUUGCAGACUCUCAAAUCAUUCCUUUCAAUAUUCAAGACUAUGCAAAAGCUUUGAAAAACUAUGCAACAAGUAUCUACAAUUUAUCGAAGAAACAUGACCAACAAUUGAAAGAUCAUGGAGUAUCAUUUGAUUCCUUAUUUUCUGCUGUGAAAAACUUCUCAGAGGCUGCUUCUGAUUUCCACAGAAGACUAAUAGAAGUUGAUGUUAAUAAUCCCAUUGCAGUGAGAAUCAUGAAUGACCAAUUGAUGCUCCUGGAAAGAGCAUUCAUCGAUCCCCUUGGUUUACCAGGGAGAAAGUUCUACAGGCACAUCAUCUUUGCACCAAGUAGGCACAACAAAUACGCUGGAGAAUCAUUUCCUGGGAUCUAUGAUGCUAUGUUUGAUAUUGAAAAUAAACCAGACCCACGUUCAGCCUGGAGAGAAGUAAAGAAACAUAUUUCUAUUGCAGCCUUUACAAUUCAGGCAGCAGCAGGGACGCUGAAAGAAGUGGUAUAA
Messenger RNA from Pteronotus mesoamericanus, 2223 nucleotides. RefSeq names its product N-acetylated alpha-linked acidic dipeptidase 2 (gene NAALAD2). NCBI's taxonomy places the organism in Eukaryota, Metazoa, Chordata, Mammalia, Chiroptera, Mormoopidae. Gene Ontology annotation, molecular function: carboxypeptidase activity. The record is from RefSeq and is a predicted model, not a curated record. The transcript is spliced from 19 exons. The coding region runs from base 1 to 2223 and encodes 740 amino acids.